GUCGAUUUCUUCCUGACUGGCAGUGACGCCAGAUCACGUCAUCGUCAGUUUUGAUGCGAAGGGGAAGUUGGGAGGAACCGAAAAGAAGAUCUGGGAGCGGCCGUUUGAGAGAAACACUUUUGAUUUCAGCACAGGAGAUUGGUGUUUAGGGUCAUGGCAGGAAGAGGCGGAGCAACGAGACCUAACGGUCCAAACGCCGGCAACAAGAUCUGUCAGUUCAAACUAGUCCUUCUGGGCGAAUCUGCCGUGGGCAAAUCCAGUCUAGUCCUUCGCUUCGUAAAAGGACAGUUUCACGAGUUUCAGGAAAGCACAAUAGGAGCGGCCUUCUUGACUCAGACGGUAUGUUUGGAUGACACAACAGUGAAGUUUGAAAUUUGGGAUACAGCCGGCCAGGAGCGCUACCACAGUUUGGCCCCGAUGUACUACAGAGGAGCACAGGCGGCCAUAGUGGUGUAUGACAUCACGAAUGAAGAAUCGUUUGCACGUGCGAAAAACUGGGUGAAAGAGCUUCAAAGACAAGCCAGUCCAAAUAUUGUAAUAGCUUUGGCUGGAAACAAGGCAGAUCUUGCCAACAAGAGAGCAUUGGACUUUCAGGAUGCACAGUCAUACGCAGACGACAACAGUUUGCUUUUCAUGGAGACGUCAGCCAAGACGUCAAUGAACGUGAAUGAAAUUUUUAUGGCUAUCGCAAAGAAACUACCCAAGAGUGAGCCACAACCUGCCGUUGCCAACACGGGACGCAACAGAGGUGUGGAUCUAACGGAAACAGCACAGCCGGCGAAAGCUCCCUGCUGUAGCAACUGAAGGGCAGCGCUCAUCACCUCCUAACAGCAUCACAUCUGGACAUGGGGCUCCUCCUUCCAAACCUCGCUCCUCGGAUUAGCUAAAGACUCUGUAUAGCUGUGUUUCUAAUACCUUUUUUUACUUUUUGUUUUUAAGGAAAUAUGUAAAUCAGCAGUCUACCGGAUGCAUGUAUCACUACAAAAAGCUAAAUACACGUUUUUAACUUAAUUCAGCAGGAGAACAAACCCGCUUGAGAGAAAGAGUGAGUGUGUGUGUGUUUGAUAUGUGGAAGCGACUGGCUGUGCAAGAACGUGACCUGAUGUUAUGACCAGACUCAGAUGGAAUCUGCAGACAUUUUCAGUGCCGAAUAGAGAGAGAAAAUCUGUAGAUUUAGACCGAAAUAAAAUGCAGUAAACUGCGAGUAAACAAACAGGGUUUUGUUGGGUGUUUGCAGAUUCCACGCCGGCCUGCUCAUGACCUGGGUCAGAUUGAAUCGGCUUGGCUUUUAAUACGACUGCUGUUUUUAACAGAAAUCAUCCAUACUCCAUCAGCAGCUGGUCUAUGUUAUGGGCUUUCAUUUGGGAUGUGGGACCUUCUCGUUCUAGUUCAGCAUUUCUCUAUACAUCUGAUGUUCUCUGGACAGCCGCUCCUACCACUGUGUGAUCUUAAUAACUCCCAUAUUGCCAUUGGCCUUGUUCGUGGAACGGGCCAUUGAGUUCUGAUGAGAUUAUGAAAAUAAUGGGCCUGUUGACUUCAGGUGCAUGCAUCUAUUACUGGAUGUGACGAUUCGACUGGUGAACCGAUAAAAGAUAAAAUCUAGGAAGACGGUGAAACAUUUUCAACCUGCUGUAUGCAUUACUUUCAUUAUUAUUGUUAUUAUUCAUUUCCACUGUAUUCCCAUCUUUGCGUUUUUCUUACACUUAUUUUUGCAUUGGACAAGCGAUGGUCAGGCCCAGAUGAAAUGAGCAUUUUCUGCAAAGUUCUGUGGAAUCGAUUUACACGUUGCGUUUAGUGGAGUAGAGCGCUAGAUUUGUGGUUAGCAAUGAUAAAUCGGCCAAAAUGAUAGUUCAGAUAUUCACAUGCAUUCACCCCAUUUACUUUCCUAAUGUACGUUUUUGGGUUGAAUACACCAUGUUAUUAAAAAAAUACUUUUAGCAAUGAGUUUUAAGAAAAGUUGCUUAAUUGACAUGAGAUAUUACAUACCGUACAAUCUUUAUUAUUCAAUUCCAGAUAAAAAUACAGCUGAAUAUCUUGGAUAACUUUGAAAUAAAUAUAUCGUGUUGACUUCAUUAAACGGAUGUGCAAGGGAUGAUGGGUGUGUGAAACAAAUGUGAUGAGUGUAAAAGUGUGAAGCUGCAAAUUUCAUGUGGGCCUGAUAAUAAAUUCAGACGUCAAACAAACAACUAUUUCAGCAUCUUGGACAUGUCCAGGAGUUUUCUUACUGGAAGCCACAGGCAACUCACGUCACUGCAUUAUUUGUGUCAGUGCCGUGUGGAAUUUUCAGACGUCGUCAGCACUUGUUUGAGGCAUGUUUGCAGGCAAAUGUAAAUUAUACGUGCUGUACGCCUAAAGCAAACCUCUCAAAAUAAAAGAGGGCGUUUGUUUGUUAAAGCAGUCUCUUGAAAAUUGAUUUAAGAACUUUAAAAUAUUAAAACUGCAUGACUUAAAAAACAGCCAUUUGCCUUUGUAUUAAAGCUCUUGACAAGACGGUAAAUUUGCACACUGUAAAAAUCUUACUACCAGUUUGAAGUUUCUUUUCACAGAAAAUCACGUUGGAAUGGUUUUUUAAUGUAUGUAGUGUUAUUAACAAAUGAACUUGACUUUUAGUCAGUGGUCUGUUAUGUACCUUCUCUCGAAACGCUCUCAAUGUUUUUAUUUCUAAGAAACUAUUGAAUUGCACAAUUUUGAGUUGCGUUUUUUUUGUUAUGAAAUUGUGGCUGCCUGUUGUUUCCCAAAUGAUUUCAUGAUGGACUUAUAAACAACACUCCUGAUGGACCACAGGUAGCUAAGGUCAACUAACCGCCAGGUGUUCAAACCCAAUUGAUUCAUUGAUGUAAUGCAUUAACACUGAUUGAGGGACUGAUUGAUUUUUAAUGUCCAGGUACAAGAAUAUUUCCAAUAAAGGGGGUGAAUUGUA
Triplophysa rosa is the source of this 2920-nucleotide messenger RNA. RefSeq names its product RAB5A, member RAS oncogene family, b (gene rab5ab). NCBI's taxonomy places the organism in Eukaryota, Metazoa, Chordata, Actinopteri, Cypriniformes, Nemacheilidae. The record is from RefSeq and is a predicted model, not a curated record. Bases 154 to 804 code for a protein of 216 amino acids. Gene Ontology annotation, molecular function: GTP binding; GTPase activity. The transcript has 6 exons.